CUUUAAACGGCCUGAGAGGGACAUGCCUCCCAGGAUGCAGUUUGUAUCAACAUGGCAGCUGCUGUGCAGCUCCCCUGCUGAAGAGGCGCCGGGACGGCAGCGCAGCUCGCAGCCGGGGCCGGGGCCGGAGCCGGGGUCGCAGCCGCGGCCGCAGAGGGGCCGCGCGCGGGCCGGGGGCCGGUGCUGAGGGCCGGGGCCCAGCUCGCGGCCGGGGCGCAGCCCGCCCGGCCGCCCGCACCGCCGCGCGCCCCGCUCCGACGCCGCCGCCCGGCUCGGCCGCUCCGUCCCCGCCCGCCCUGAGCAGGCCGGGCCCGACGGCCGCGCGAGCCCGGGCGGGGAAGGCAGGGCCGGGCGGGCGCCGCCUGCGGAGAGGCCGGGAGGGGGGGCGGCCUGCGUGGGGCCGCGCGGCGGCGGCGGCGGCGGCGGCGGCGACUCCGGCCCGGGCCGGACAGCGCAGGGCCAUGGCCGAGGCGGCCCCGGCUCCGGUGAGGGCGGCCCGCGCGCGCACGGACGCGCGGACUCGGGGCCCGGGGGACGGCCUGCGCGUCCCCGGCUCGGCGGCCCGGCCUGGGGUCUCGGUCCAGCAGCUGGACAUGGAGACCCAACGCUCCUCACCUCUGUCCUUCCCCAGUGUUCUGCAAGAAGAGACCCCACGUCAGGCCCCUGCUGGACCCCCCCGAGAAACUCUGUUCCAAUCGCGUGUUCUUCCCCCCAAAGAAAUUCCUUCUUCGUCUCCCCCCAUUCCCCGACAAGCCUCCCUGCCCCAAACUCCCAAGCUAGAGACCUCUGGCCGAAUGCCACACGUUCUCCAGAAGGGACCCUCACUCCUGUAUCCUGCCGCUUCUGAGCAAGAGACUCGUCUCCAGGGUCGCCUGGCUUCUCAAGAAGAGACCCAGUAUCCGCCCCCAGCUGCUGCUGAACAAGAAAUAUCACUUCUGUCCCACUCCACCCCCCACCAAGAAGGCCUCCUCCACUCGCCUGAAGUUCCUGAGAAAGACCCCCUGACCCUGUCCCCCACAGUUCCCGAGACCGACAUGGACCCCCUGCUUCAGAGCCCAGUUUCCCAAAAAGACACCCCCUUCCAGAUCUCUUCGGCAGCCCAGAAGGACACACCGCUCCCGACAGCGGAGAUCACCCGCUUGGCCGUGUGGGCUGCCGUCCAGGCCGUGGAGAGGAAACUGGAGGCCCAGGCCAUGCGGCUCCUGACCCUGGAGGGGCGGACGGGGACGGCAGAGAAGAAGCUGGCGGACUGCGAGAAGACGGCCGUGGAGUUUGCAAACCAUCUGGAGAGCAAGUGGGUCGUGCUGGGGACCCUGCUGCAGGAGUACGGGCUGCUGCAGAGGCGGCUGGAGAACAUGGAGAACCUGCUGAAAAACCGAAAUUUCUGGAUCCUGCGGCUGCCACCAGGCAGCAACGGAGAAGUUCCCAAGGUCCCUGUCACCUUCGAUGAUGUCGCCGUCCAUUUCUCAGAGCAGGAGUGGGGGAACCUGUCGGAGUGGCAGAAGGAGCUCUACAAGAACGUGAUGAGGGGCAACUAUGAGUCUCUGGUUUCUAUGGACUAUGCAAUUUCCAAACCAGACCUCAUGUCGCAGAUGGAGCGUGGGGAGAGGCCGACCAUGCAGGAACAAGAGGACUCCGAGGAAGGCGAGACGCCCGCGGAUCCCAGUGCUGCACACGACGGGAUCGUGAUUAAGAUCGAGGUGCAGACCAACGACGAGGGCUCAGAAAGUUUGGAGACGCCGGAGCCCCUGAUGGGACAGGUGGAGGAGCAUGGCUUUCAGGACUCCGAGCUGGGCGACCCGUGUGCGGAGCAGCCAGAUUUGGACAUGCAAGAACAGGACAAUACGCUGGAAGAGUCCACCGAAGGCUCCAGCGAGUUCAGCGAGCUCAAACAGAUGCUGGUGCAGCAGAGAAACUGCGCAGAGGGGAUCGUGAUCAAAACCGAGGAGCAGGAGGAGGAGGAGGAAGAGGAGGAGGAGGACGAGCUGCCGCAGCACCUGCAGGCUCUCGGGCAGCUGUCGGGGCGCUACGAGGCCGGCAUGUACCAGACCCCGCUGCCCGGGGAGCUGUCCCCCGAGGGCGAGGAGAGCCCCCCGCCGCUGCAGCUGGGCAAGCCGGCCGUGAAGAGGCUGGCGCCGCCGACGCACGGGGAGCGGCACCCGGGCGACAGCCGCGGCUCCUCGAGCCAGCAGCAGCGGAACCGGCGCGGCGAGCGGCCCUUCACCUGCAUGGAGUGCGGCAAGAGCUUCCGGCUGAAGAUCAACCUCAUCAUCCACCAGCGCAACCACAUCAAGGAGGGGCCCUACGAGUGCGCCGAGUGCGAGAUCAGCUUCCGCCACAAGCAGCAGCUCACGCUGCACCAGCGCAUCCACCGCGUCCGCGGCGGCUACGCGUCCCCCGAGCGCGGGCCCGGCUUCGCCCCCAAGCACACGCUCAAGCCGCGCCCCAAGUCGCCCAGCUCGGGCAGCGGCGGCGGCGGCCCCAAGCCCUACAAGUGCCCCGAGUGCGACAGCAGCUUCAGCCACAAGUCGAGCCUGACCAAGCACCAGAUCACGCACACGGGCGAGCGGCCCUACACGUGCCCCGAGUGCAAGAAGAGCUUCCGCCUGCACAUCAGCCUGGUGAUCCACCAGCGCGUGCACGCGGGCAAGCACGAGGUCUCCUUCAUCUGCAGCCUGUGCGGCAAGAGCUUCAGCCGCCCGUCGCACCUGCUGCGCCACCAGCGGACUCACACGGGCGAGCGGCCCUUCAAGUGCCCCGAGUGCGAGAAGAGCUUCAGCGAGAAGUCCAAGCUCACCAACCACUGCCGCGUGCACUCGCGCGAGCGCCCGCACGCCUGCCCCGAGUGCGGCAAGAGCUUCAUCCGCAAGCACCACCUGCUCGAGCACCGGCGCAUCCACACGGGCGAGCGGCCCUACCACUGCGCCGAGUGCGGCAAGCGCUUCACGCAGAAGCACCACCUGCUGGAGCACCAGCGCGCGCACACGGGCGAGCGGCCCUACCCCUGCACGCACUGCGCCAAGUGCUUCCGCUACAAGCAGUCGCUCAAGUACCACCUGCGGACCCACACGGGCGAGUGAGCGCGCCCGCCGCCGCGCCGCCCGGCCAGGUGCGCCGCCAGCUGCGCGGCCCGGCCCGCCGCGGACACCUGCCCGGCCGCCGCCGCCGCCGCCGCGAGGCCCGAGCCGGGCGGGCGGGGGCGGGGCGCCCCCAGCCCCCUUGCCGUGAGCCCCCCUCCCUCCCUUCGUCCCUCCUCCCAAGGACACGGGGGUAGUGAGACCAGGUCGCUUGCUGCCGUGUUUACCGUGUUUACCGGGGGCCCCGGGGGGGGGGCGGGGGGGGAGUGCGGGGACCUGGGGAACCCCCUUCGGGCUGUUAAUUUCCUUGACAAUAAAAUGGAUGAAACCAAUCAGCACGGGGGGAGUGAUUUGGCCGCCGGCCACUCGGAGGGACGGUGUAGGGCCACUUAGUUGGGGAAUAGAACUUUAUAAUUACCUUUUGGAUACUGUGGUUCUAUUUGAUAAUAAUAGAGUAAUUUUUAAAAGAC
Messenger RNA from Neofelis nebulosa (Clouded leopard), 3547 nucleotides. It is a transcript of the gene ZNF777, whose product is annotated as zinc finger protein 777. Bases 462 to 3080 code for a protein of 872 amino acids. The record is from RefSeq and is a predicted model, not a curated record. NCBI's taxonomy places the organism in Eukaryota, Metazoa, Chordata, Mammalia, Carnivora, Felidae. Gene Ontology annotation, molecular function: DNA-binding transcription factor activity; RNA polymerase II cis-regulatory region sequence-specific DNA binding. The transcript has 6 exons. Gene Ontology annotation, biological process: regulation of transcription by RNA polymerase II.